AUUGUGAUUUUGCACAACAAUGAACUCUUUGGUGCUUCCCUCAUCCACAUUCUAAGCACAAAUCUGUGCAUGUGGGCUGACGUGAUCGUAGAGAAAAUCCGCACAACCCUGCACCUCGACGAGGACUACGAUAUGGAGGGCCACAAGCCGUCGCACUACUCCUCCACCAAACAGGCUACUUUCUAUCUCCUGCCUGCGGUCAGCGAGUACUGUCUCCUGUCUGCAGCCCUUAUCUACGAGAUCACAACGCGCAUCGGUGAAGCCAGCUACAUCGAGCUGGAGGAGGGCGAGGGACAUGAAAAACAGGUAUGA
Messenger RNA from Dibothriocephalus latus, 312 nucleotides. Lineage: Eukaryota; Metazoa; Platyhelminthes; Cestoda; Diphyllobothriidea; Diphyllobothriidae. The record is from the annotation of a GenBank genome assembly.